GCGUCAUCUCGCUUGCCGUGGGAGAGAUCGUCUCUCGUUUUUAGCGGUGUUUGCGGAAGUUAACUGAAAGUGAUGAAAAUGGAACCGCAGCCUAAAGUUUCUCAGAAUGGUGACAAUGGGAAUGGGUCACCCCAGUUGAAAAAAAUGAUUGACCCUGUUGCAGGACUGUCAAAAGAUGGAAUUACUAUGACACCUCCAAUCAAUCACUCUCCAAUCCCCAGACAAGAUUCCCUCCCAAUGUCACCACAGCAACCGAUGUCUCCAGACCCAGUCCAUGAUCUCCCAGAAGAGCUGCUCCUGGCUGGAUGGAGAAAGUUCUGGAGCAAACGAGAGCAACGGCCAUAUUUUUUCAACAAAAACACCAAUGAAUCCCUGUGGGAUCAGCCCCCUCCCAUUGGUGGGCAACAGCCAGACUUACUGACCGACCCACUAGGGAUAGGAUCUGCACCCUCACAUGUUGCAGGGGAUGUACGACUUACAAGACCCAGUAUAGAAAUACCGCCAGCACAAGUUGGGGAGAAGCGACGGUCUAGUACAGAAAUGGGGCCACUCAGUCCAUCAAAGAGACCAGCAUUUGCUUACAGUCCGUUCUGGAAUUUCGAUGUACCCACCAAUGCUGUUAUAUUUGAACGUGCCCCUCCUGUUCUUCCUCCUCCACAUCCGGACAUGGAGAUUCUGCGAGCUCAGAUGAUUGCUCGACUUCGGACACACUACCAGGAACUUUGUCAAGCCAGAGAAGGGAUACAUGCACCUACAGAGUCGUUCAAUAGGUGGCUGUUGGAGAGAAAGGUCCUUGACAAGGGCUCUGACCCAUUCUUGCCAUCUGUGUGUUCACCGGAGAUAUCACAAUCUAUGUACAGAGAAAUUAUGAAUGACAUACCUGUGAAGCUCAUCAAACCUAAGUAUUCUGGUGAUGCUAAAAAGCAGCUAUUCAAAUAUGCUGAAUCAGCGAAGAAAAUGAUCGAAACCAGGAGUGCAUCUUCAGAAAGUCGGAAGAUUGUCAAGUGGAAUGUCGAGGACACUUUUACCUGGCUAAGAAAACAACAGAAUGCAAGUUAUGAGGAUUUCUUGGAACGACUGGCCCACCUCAAACGACAGUGUCAACCCCAUCUUACUGAGACAGCCAAGGGAUCUGUGGAGGGCAUCUGUAGUAAGAUCUUCAACAUGUCAGCUGACACGGUGAAAACCCUGCAUGAAAAACAUUGGCAGUUACUUAAAGAAAGCAACAUCAAUCCGGUUCCACCAUUUCCGGAGCCAACACACAAGCGUAAGGUAGUUUGUUACCCAAUACAGAUGGUGAUUCCUUGUCCACGACUUCCACAGGUGGAAAUGCAGACAGAAAACGAGAUUCACAGUCUUAAGUACAAAACAGAAACUCUCAGAAUCAACAGCUCACAUUUUCAUAAACUGGAGCAACUGUAUAGACUGAAUUGUAGGGAUGAUCCGAGAUUUGACCAUUUUCUUGCCAGAGUAUGGUGCUUGUUACGGCGUUAUCAGACUUUGUUUGGGAUCCAUGCCAAUGAAGGAUUUGGUUUACAAGGAGCCCUACCAGUGCCCGUGUUUGAAUGUUUGAAUCGUGUUUUUGGUGUCUCAUUUGAAUGUUUUGCAUCCCCAUUGAAUUGCUACUUCAGACAGUACUGUUCAGCAUUUGAAGAUACAGAUUCCUAUUUUGGUUCUCGUGGAUCAAUUUUGAAAUUCCAUCCAGUGUCUGGGUCAUUUGAAGCCAAUCCGCCAUUUUGUGAGGAACUCAUGGAAGCCAUGGUGGACCAUUUUGAGGGCUUGCUUGGUGAUACCCAGGAACCCUUAUCUUUCAUUGUGUUCAUCCCAGAGUGGAGAGACCCUCCCACUGAGGCUCUCAUGCGUCUAGAAUCCAGCAGAUUUAAGAGAAAACAAGUGAUAUUUCCCCCAUAUGAACAUGAGUACAGGAGUGGGUUUCAACAUGUUUGUCCAAAGACAGACAUGAGUUCCAAGUCAUUACAUGGUACAAUGGUGGUGUUUCUUCAGAACAAUGCUGGCUUUGCCAGAUGGGGACCAACCCCAGAACGAGUCAAGGAACUAUUGUUGUCAUCCAAGCCUCGUGAUACUGUAUAGCAAAAGUGUUCUUAGGUCUCAGAACGAACAUCGACACAGACUUUGUUCCACAGACAGUUAAGGCUGGAAUGUGUGCCGAUAUUCGUAUCUUUGUAUCUGCAGCUGCAGACGUCAAUGUCACUUUCUGUGUGUAGUUGGAUUUCAUGUAUCAAAUUGGAUAGCCUGUGUUGAAAAGUUUCCCACUGUCUGGUUUGCACCAAGUUGAAUUUUCCAUAUACCGGUAGUAAAAUUUCCUGUUUCUGAAGUCAUACCUAGAAUGACAAUGGGUAUCUUCAAUGAGAUGCUUUUGUGUCUUGUUUUAUAAUCGUUCUACAGAUGUGAAAAGAUCAUAUCAUAAGUUUUUCCAUAAGAUUCAUAAACUUCAGUUUUAAGUUAUGUACCUUGUAAGUCAUAAAGUACUUACCAUUUGAGAGAAAAUUGGAAAACCUGGGGGGAAAAAAUGUUGAUUUAAAAUCAAACAGACAUUUCUUGGGAUAUUUACACAGCCAUUCCGAAACAAUGACAAGGUUAAAAAAUGCACAUGUUUGCUCUUUCUGUAUUGUAAGAACAUUCAGAAGUUGAAAAUCAAAAAUAGCAACUGAUGGGGUCAGGUACCCGUCGCUAAAUGUCAAUUUGAAACGGUCAAAAUCGUUUUGCUAGUCGAAGAUGGCAUGUUUCCUGAAAUGAAAAAUUUAAUAGUCUGUAUGUAUUUUUCUAAUCAUGCUUCUUUGAUUUAUACUUUCUAGAUAACAACGUAUAGGUUUUUAAUUAACUGAUUACAAAAAAAGGCAUCUGUUUUACAAGAAAUCUUUCUUUUACGAAGACAGUAGUUUUGUGAACUUGAUGUGGUGAGACACAAGCAUAGGAUCUUGUGGAAUCUCUGCAUUUUGAGAAAUGCAAGUAAGACUAUGUAUAUCAAUUAUAUGCAUGUUAUUUAUUCUUAUAUAACUUUUUUAAAAAGUGUAUGUAGGCAGUAUUGUUUUAUUAGAUUUAUUUUGAAGUCAACUCCCUGGAGUUACAAGUCAACAUCAAUAUCACAUACCGAUGUGAUUUGAUAACAUAAUAAACCAUCAGUUUUCUGGAGUUUUCUUUAUCUGAGCAGCAAGAGAUGGAUCAAUAUGCUUAGAAUUAGGGGUCAAAGAUCUGACACAGAAGUAUUCCACAGUAUUGUUUGUUGGAGAUUUCUUCAUUAUGUCACAUCUGUAGAUACACACAUCAAUGUUCAUCUCAUCAUAUUGAGAAACAUAUCAUUAAAGUGGAUUAUUAGUUACACUCUCAGUGUAUAUGUGGGAAGAAAUGGAAGACUCAGCUAAAUUACAACAUUGUUUGAUAUCUUAGAUAUCCUCUUUUAUUAUUUUGUGUACUGAUACUAAAGUCUUAUUUUCGUGUUUAGAUGUAUGUGUGGAUGGAAAUUGCUACAAAUCUAAGUUUUAAACUGCUGUCUGAUUAUGUUAUGUCCCAGAAGCCUAAAAUUGGCCACCAAUUUACUGCCAGGAUUAGAUCUGGGUGAUUGGCGUAGUAAAUAGUUUUGGUUGUGUACCAAUAGUGUUGAUUAAGAUUUUUAGAUUUAUAUUUGUUACAUAAUAAUGAUGUUAUAGAGAUUUUAAAACAUGCAUUUUGUUUCAUGUUGUCUGUCUAUUUGAUAAUAAUUACUUGCCAAAUUUUUAGAGCAUUUGUCACCAAUAUUUUUUGUUCUUCAAUCUCUAUGUUAGUGGUUCCUGUGUUGAUUUGUUGGAUUAACUAAUAGUAAAUGUACAUAGUGGGUCUGUUUAUCAUCAGGCUGGUGUGGGGCUGAUGGAACUGGGGUAGGGGAAAGGAAGCAAAACUGAUACUUCAAGUAAAACAGUGCUUAAACUGUUAUUAGAAUUGAAAAUAUUGAUAUAUAUUAUGGGAAGGAGGAUGUGACAGAAGCUGAUAGUGCCAAGAUUCGGAUUAAACAGGAUUCAAUGUAGACAGGUUUUCUGGAUGCCUCAGCUUAGAAUAUUUGUGUUCAUUAGUUUUGAUGUCUAGAAGUAGCAGCGUUAGAUAUAUUUCUAGAUUAUGAAUUUCAGAUGGAUCGUGUGGUAUCAUUUACGGUAUUGUAUCAAACCAGAACUGUCUUGAAAACAGUUUUCAAUUUUCAUAUUAUGAAAAAUUGUAUAUUGAAUUUAAAUUUUUAAACUGACAUCUAGUGUUGUUAUUGACAGAUGGACUUCGAUAUUUUCUGUAUGUUAACAUUGACAUGACUGAUUGAUGUCAGGAAGCUUCUAUAAACAUGGCACAAGAAUGGUGGCACUAGAUCAGGUUAUGUUAUCCUCCCAGUCAGAACAAGUUUUCAUCAGGGUUUGUAGCCCUUUAAUAUGGUACCAUGUUGUUCAUUUCAGAUGUUUACUUAUAUCAGUUUUUUCUAUGGACUCCAUCAUAAAUAUCAAAAUACCUUACAAAGACUUGUACAAACUAAACUGAAUUUCUAGCUCUUUGUAGACGCUUGUGUGAACUUGAUCUACCUUUUUUUAAUUAUAGAAUUUAAUAUUUUUAACCCAACUUGAUGCCUAUAGCUUGGGACUGAAAGUGCUCCAUUACAAUUUCUCUGACAAUUUGUAUGUCUGUUUAGAGUGACAUGUAUAAAAGUUUAUUGAUUAAAUAAAGCGGUAAAUAACAUUUGUAUAUAGAACAAUUCUACUUUAGAAUACACAGUCAUAUAUUAUGUAUAUGAAAAUGGUGUUUUAGGAAACAUAUUAAAGUGCAUGUCUGAGAAUACAAAGAGGUACAUGUAGGUUUGCAGGUAUGGAUACAUUCCUGUAUGUAUUUUACUUUUUUGUUUUACUGUAAAUUCAGAUAUUUUGUGAGGCUCAAUUUUUGUGGUUUUCAAAAAAUUACUUGCUCAUGGACACUUGAUUUUAUGGAUAAAAAAGGCUCAGUUAAGCUACAUAAAACAACUGUUCAUGGACAUAUGAAUCUGUGGUUAAGAGAACCCACAAAAUCAAGGAAAAUAAUUUCUCACAAAAAAUGAACGGUUUUACAGUAUCUGACAAUUUUUGUUAUGUAUAUGAGGAUAUAUAGUCAUAUAAACGUUUUUGUUAUUUUUUUGUGAGUGAGGACUGAUAUAUUCACGAUUUAUAUAAAACAGUGCUGAUAUUAGAGGACAAUUAUGUAUAAACAGCGUAAGUGUUUCGAGAAUAAAUAGACAUACUGGAACACUGCCCUCCAAAAAAUCAUUGACACAGGGUUUUGACAUAUUCACACUUAUAUAUUAAAAUUUAAAUUAAUUAUUUUCAAGAAAAUACAAGUGUAAUUUCUUGAAAAUUAUGAAAUUUUCAAGUGCAUGUUAAAAAUGCAUUCAUAACUAAUAUGGAUGGUAGAAGUAACAGGAAGGUGUAAAGCUAGGACCUAUAUUUGAAACUCCUAUAGUCACUUCUUGCUGUGAAAAAAGAUGAAAAACAAGACAAAGACAAAACAAAAAACAACUUUGUAGAAAUGUUGCAUUUGAGGAUUUCUAUUAUUCAAUAAGCCAUAUACAGUUUAGAUAGACUACGAUAAGGAUUUACAAAUUGAAAAAUGCUAAAGUCAGAUUUGAAAUAAGAUUUUCUGUAUUUUGAAAUAUUUCUUAGUCAAAUGUGUUUUUUGAUUUUUGAAGGAAAGUGUUUAUAUCCUUGACGGUUUUGGUCGAGCUUAACUUUAACAGGAUGUACACUUUGAUAAUGCAUAUUUUUACACUUUGAUUUUAAUGCUUUGUAAAGAAGGAGUGUUAUUGGAACAGAAAAUAUUCUUACUUGUAUCAUAUCUCUGUUUUCUGUAUGUCUUUUUUACAGUGAUGCUCAGAUGUCAUUUCGUGUCAUCCAACCUUAACUUAAUUAUAACCAGAUGUCAUGUUAUUGACUUCAUCAUCAACAACACUUCUAUAAUUCACUGUUAUUUUUAGGAUAACCUUUCUUUCAAGCGUAAGUCUCAUAUGGAACACCUGCUCCAAAAUAUUGUACAUUAUUCAGAUUAAAAGGCAGCUUCCUCAUAUACUGGUGUGUUAUCAAUUACGGCAAUUUUGUUGUGUGUUAUAGAUGGUUAAUUAUGGAUUCUAGAUACUUUUCAUGUACAAAGGAAUUCAUUUGAUGUAUACAUAUUGAAUUUUUGGUCUUGCAAUGUUAAUGUGUAAAGGUUUUCUAAAUAUAUGUAAAUGUAUUUUUGUAAAAAAAAAUAUAUAUAUAUAGUGCAUAUACCAUGUGUACCUGUGUACGGAGUUCCUAAACCUAUUGUACACAAUUUGCAAAUUUAUAAAUCCUGAAUGUAUUUAUUAUUACUUUUUUGUAGUCAUAUGUAUAUAAUCAUUACCAAACUACACAAUCAUUACAAUUCUUGUAUAAAAACACUGCUGUUUUUCAUUCAUGUAUUCUAUCUGGUGUGAUCCUGAUAGUGGCCCAGAAGUUGAACCAGGAAGGAGUCCAGCUGAAUCCUUCUUUAUAUUAUUUAUCCUGCAAUAGGCCCAGGGGCCAAAACAUAACUUCUGACUGGGAGUCAGACGGUGGACUUGCCACAGGCCAGUGAUAUAGUAUUUGUUAAAAUUAUUAUGAAACCUUCAAUAAAUGUAGAGGGGCUUAUCAUCUAUUAUGGGCCUAUUGCUGGAUUAAUCUGGUAAGUACUGUGACAUGUUUAAGUCCCAAGUUUUCUAUCCUCACAUUUGUAACCUUGAUAUUAAUGUGCUCCUCCAUGCCGUUAUUGGUACAUUUAUGAUUCGACCAGCUAGUUUGAUGCUGAAACUACCAUAUUUCAUAGCUGUACUGGAAUGAUGCCAUUUUAAAUGACAAUACCUUGUAAUUGCUUUUAAAAAUAGUAUUAAUAAAAUAUCAGUGUAACAUACUCAUUAACUCUUACUAACAAAACAUGGGACUGUAGAUGUACUUUUUUCAUAAAAUUUUCAUUAGAAUGUAAAUAUUACUACAGAUUUGCUGGUUAUCUGAAAAUGUCCUUAUGUGACAGAGGCAAGACAAUGCCCAUUGCUGGGCUAUACCUCCAAACGAAAGGAUAACUGGUACCUUGUAUCAUCUAAAUCAGGGCUAGAAGAAAACCACUGCAGGUAUUUGUCAGCCUGUACUUGAGUUGAAUUUAUCAUAUGGCAUCAGAAACUUCCAGUUCAUUUUUGUCACAGUGUAGAUAAUUAAUGGCCAAUUGUGCAAUUUGAAAAAUUUCAAGAACAAAAAGAGAAAAGCUGAUGUUUUUCUUAGCAUUUAUAUUUUAUCUUUUUAAAUGCAACAAAUUUUGGUAAUUUUAUAUGAUAAAGAAAACCUGUCAUUGUAAGAUACCACAAAAAUAUAGGAAUAUAGCUUGAGACAAGUGAAAAAGUCCGAAAUGUCUGUAAAGUAGUAGUUGUCAACGGGGAAUUUUACACAGAAAUAUUCCCUGAAGGCAUAAGAAAACAUAGCAGAGUUGAUGGUUUCAUUUCAAUACAUUUGCUAGACUGUGGUAAGGAUUUUACACAGAUCUUAUGGAUGUACAUCAGGAUGGAUUUUCAUUGUAGUGUUUGUAUUUAUGACCAGUGUUGAAGUGUACCUUUAGAAUUUGUAUUUAGAAUCUUCAGAACUCUCAUUUCUAAAUGGAAAUCCGUUACUACACAAGAGUAUGCUAGCAUAGCCUGAUGUUCAGUUGCCUGAUUGAAAAGUACAGCUGCACAAACGUUUACUGGCUCAAAUUAACUCUCUUGCCUUUAAAAUGUUUUUUAAAAAAAAUUGUUUUCCCUAACUAGUUAUUGUUGUUACAGAUUUUAACCCUUAGUUUAAUGGCAAAAAAGUUUAAGCAGAAAUCUUUUUAUGUUGUGGGUCAUGGACUUAAGUAUAAAGAAAGACAUGUCUAGUAAAUGCAUGGCACUUAAAGAUUUAUCAUUAUCAUUUUUCAUGGAG
Ylistrum balloti is the source of this 7937-nucleotide messenger RNA. Its product is annotated as mRNA (2'-O-methyladenosine-N(6)-)-methyltransferase-like. NCBI's taxonomy places the organism in Eukaryota, Metazoa, Mollusca, Bivalvia, Pectinida, Pectinidae. The record is from RefSeq and is a predicted model, not a curated record. Gene Ontology annotation, cellular component: nucleus. Bases 73 to 2091 code for a protein of 672 amino acids. The transcript is spliced from 14 exons. Gene Ontology annotation, molecular function: RNA polymerase II C-terminal domain binding; mRNA (2'-O-methyladenosine-N6-)-methyltransferase activity.